GGUUCGUGGAGUUGAUGCAAACGGCUUGAUACUUGGGAGUCAAAUUUAGCCACGAUUCAGGAGAACUCCAAAAAUAGGAAUGGAUCGAAGAUCGAAACGGAUUUUACUCAAUUUCCUUUUAUCUUUGUUGUUGUUCGAUCGUUGUGGCUGUAAUGCUUGUGGUUUAAGGCGAUUCCAUCUCGAUUCGGCGGCGGAGUGGCGGUGGCGCCUCCGAUUCUGGACAUGGCAUCUCCAUCAUUAUCGUCGUCGCAGAAUGGAGAAGAAGGCCUCGUCACCACCGCCAUAGCAAUAGAUAAUGACAGGAACAGCCAAUUUGCCGUCCGAUGGGCCGUAGAAAACCUAUUGGAGAAGGACUCUACUGUGAUUCUUGUCCAUGUCAGGAUCCAAAGCUUCCAAUCCAAAGACUCUGCUCCUAGAGGAGGCCGCUCACCAACGGACACUGAAAUGAAACAAUUCUUCCUUCCUUAUCGAGGAUACUGUGCUCGCAAAGGGGUUCGAGCAGUGGAGGUGGUCCUCCAUGAUGUUGACAUUUCAAGAGGCUUAGUUGAUCUCAUCCGUCGCUCAUCCAUCAGCACUAUUGUCCUUGGUGCUUCCAAUCGCACUGCUCUAGCAAGGGCAUUUAGAAAUCCUGAUGUACCAACUAGUUUGUGCAAAAUUGUACCGGACUUUUGUACAGUGUAUGUCAUAUCAAGAGGGAAAGUUCAGCAUGCCAAGGUACCUGUCAAAGGCAGUAGUGCACUUGCUUCCAAGCGAUCUUCUCAAACAGGAUUUUCAGCAGAUGGCAAUCAAUAUGAUGAUUCAUAUAGAGGUCCUACAAGUGGGAGUCGGAAAGGUGGAAGCUCAGAGAGAAUGUCAUUUGAGAUGAACAGUGAGCUUAAUCGACCAACUUCACUCUCUACUGGACAAUCAAUAGGCCUUGGAGUUUCUUCACCUCCAGACUCAAGGAGCAAUCUUAAUCUCCCAGUUCUCAAAAAAGGGAGUUCAACUGUUCGAGAUUCCAAUGCAGAAAUGAAUGAUUAUCCAGGAUCACCUGGUGUGCUAUCAACUGAAUUUUCUGAUGAAAGUUUUGACAAUUCCCGAAUAUCAGAUAUUUCCAGAAGCUCUGUGCCCUCCCAAGUCUCAAGGGAAGUAGAGACUGAAAUGAGGAGAUUAAAACUUGAAUUGAAGCAAACCAUGGAUAUGUACAAUUCAGCUUGCAAAGAAGCAGUUGGUGCGAAGGAGAAGGCAAAAGAGAUUGAUCAAUGGAAGACAGAGGAGGCACGUAAGCUAGAGGCAGCCAUGCAAGCUCAAAUGGCAGCAUUGGCUUGUAUCGAGAUGGAAAAGCAGAAAACCAAGGCUGCCCUUGAAAUGGCACAGAUGGCACAACGGCUAGCAGAACUGGAGGUCCAGAAGCGAAAGAACGCAGAGAUGAAGGCCAUAAAAGAGGCAGAGGAGAGGAAGAAAGCUAUGGAUUCAUUGGCAUGUUCUGAAAUCAGGUAUAGGAAAUACACCAUUGAGGAUAUUAAAACAGUAACAGGGAACUUCUCCAGUUCAUUUAAGAUUGGUGAAGGUGGAUAUGGACCUGUCUAUAAAGCCUUUCUUGACCACACAGCUGUUGCCAUUAAGGUUCUAAAGGCAGACAUGUCAGAAGGGAAAACACAAUUUCAACGAGAGGUUGAGGUGCUAAGCUACAUCAGACAUCCUAAUAUGGUUCUUCUUCUAGGUGCCUGCCCUGAUUCUGGAUGCCUUGUUUAUGAGUACAUGGAAAAUGGCACCUUAGAAGACAGGAUUUUCAGGAAAAACAACACUCCUCCACUUCCGUGGCAAAUGCGAUUCAGAAUAGCUGCUGAGAUUGCCACAGGUCUUCUUUUCCUUCACCAAACAAAGCCAGAGCCCUUGGUGCACCGAGACCUCAAGCCUGCCAAUAUUCUUUUAGACCGAAACUUCGUGAGCAAGAUAAGCGAUGUUGGUUUAGCUCAGUUAGUUCCACCAUCUGUGGCUGAUAGCGUCACUCAGUAUCGACUCACAGCAGCAGCUGGGACAUUUUGUUACAUUGAUCCGGAGUAUCAACAAAGUGGGUUGCUGGGUGUGAAAUCAGAUAUAUAUUCAUUUGGCAUCAUUUUGUUACAAAUAAUUACAGGAAGGCCCCCAAUGGCUCUGGCCCACCAUGUUGAAAAUGCAAUUGAGAAAGGAACACUAUCAGAGAUACUUGAUCCGACAGUGGACGAUUGGCCUUUUGAAGAGGUGUUGUCAUUUGCUAAAUUGGCUUUGCAGUGUUGUGAGCUGAGGAAGAAGGACAGGCCAGACCUCAGUUCAGUCAUAUUGCCUGAACUCCAGCGACUUAGCGACCUUGGGUCUGACGAUGAAGCCACUAAUUGCGGCAGAAUCACAACCGGGGUUUCUUUCAGUUAUUCCAGUUUUAAAGUGAGACCAGAAUUUAGUCAGGAAGCUGGCAAAACAAACGGUGGAAGACGAGCAUCAGAUAUCAAGUGUAGGUCAACCUUAAAAGAAGGCAGUGGCAGUGGAAGGCCGAGUGCCGAACUGACUAGACAGUGAAGUUCAAGAACUGGGUUGUGAUCGAAGGCAGGUUUGAUUCCCUACCAAUUCAAAACACUCUCUCUCUCCAAAUGGAAAUCAUGGAGUAUUUAUUUGGAAGGCUCACCAUCUGGUACCUUCAAAAUGUAUCUUCAUGGAUUGCCCGGCAGAGAAAAUUAAGGGCAACAAUCUGCUUCAAAAUUAGAAGCUCAAACGAACUGACUGGAACUUUGAGUAGCUGUUUGCACUGUGGCUUUUGAGUUGUCGGAGUGGGUUAUGAUUCUUCUUUUUGAUUGAGGUUUUCUUGCUUAUGGAAGUCAUUGGCACCUAGAUUCCUAAACCUUUCUGUGACAGAACAGGGAAAUCUUGCAUGAUCAACAUGAAGUAGUACCCUAAUUUCUUUCUUCUUAGAUGAAUGUAAGUCCCAGAUACUUUAAAAGGAAAUGAAUCACUUUUGCCUUCUCUCCUCGUAUUUGUAAUCCAUCUA
Molecule: messenger RNA, 3001 nt
Organism: Diospyros lotus (date-plum)
Lineage: Eukaryota; Viridiplantae; Streptophyta; Magnoliopsida; Ericales; Ebenaceae
Product: U-box domain-containing protein 35-like
Exons: 9
Coding region: 223-2535 (770 amino acids)
Biological process (GO): protein phosphorylation
Molecular function (GO): protein kinase activity; ATP binding
Source: RefSeq, a predicted model, not a curated record